Molecule: messenger RNA, 777 nt
Organism: Acanthoscelides obtectus
Lineage: Eukaryota; Metazoa; Arthropoda; Insecta; Coleoptera; Chrysomelidae
Source: the annotation of a GenBank genome assembly
AUGUGGCUGUUAUGCAACAAAGUUUUGGGCAAUGACGCUAUGAAACCAUCUAAACUGCAAGUUCAUCUGAGAAGAUGCCACCCUAAUAAAACAGAGAAAGAUUUGAAAUACUUUCAAACACUCAAAGAUAAAUUUCAGAAGAGACCUACACUGGACAGAAUGUUCGCUUCGACGUCACAAAGAAAUGAUGAUGGUUUGCUGGCGUCUUACAAUAUCUCGUUACUUAUAGCAAAAUCCGGAAAACCGCAUACUAUCGGAGAGAAGUUAAUUUUGCCAGCCGUUGAAGAGGUUUUAAAAACUGUUUUACACAAACCUGCAUCUGAUAUCAUUAAAAGAAUUCCCUUAACUCUUUCAAGGGCGAUGCACAAAAAAGUUCUAAAAUCAAAAAGAAGUGGAUCAUCUACAGAAGAGCUGUAUGAGCCAACUCUUUGGUAUUAUAAAUUACUGCUUUUUACGGCUUCGCAGGAAGAACCUAGGAUGUCAGUUUCAAAUGAUGAUGAGUCGGAGUCGGAGGGUGACGAUGCCAAUAAUGAGGAAGAUGUCACCCAGCAUGAUACUCAAUUUUCACCGCUUACUGAAGAUGCGUUGCAAGCACCGUCUGAAAUAUAUCAGCUAUCACCACCACAAACACCGCAUCAGUCAUCAACCUAUUCACGUCCAUCAACUUCCAGAUCUUCUAAUAGUGCAAAAAGAAAGAAGUAUGGACAGGAAGAAAGUAUCCAAAGGAUUUGCGCUAAGUUGGACAGAGAAAAUGAUGAAUACUUACAACAUGUCUGA